Molecule: messenger RNA, 5262 nt
Organism: Argentina anserina (silverweed cinquefoil)
Lineage: Eukaryota; Viridiplantae; Streptophyta; Magnoliopsida; Rosales; Rosaceae
Product: disease resistance protein At4g27190-like
Exons: 8
Molecular function (GO): ADP binding
Source: RefSeq, a predicted model, not a curated record
AUAACACAAAACAACGAGAACAACUUCCACCGAGCGGGGAUAUAGAUGGUGUAAAUUCACACUUUGAUACAUAAAUCAAGGAGUAACAUGGCGUUUCUAAUUGAUAUUGGUACUGGGAUUGUUGGAAAACUUGUGGAGUUAACGUUUGCGCCAAUUGGACGCCAAGUGGGUUAUCUAAUCUAUUACAAUCGGAAUGUCAAAAGCCUAGAGGAUCAACUAAAUGACUUGGUUGCUGCUAGUCAGAGUGUGGAGAGAAGGGUUGCUGAAGAAAAGAGAAACGUAAGAGAAGUUGAAGUCCCUGUCAACAAAUGGCUGAUAGAUGUCGAAAAUAUCACAGUAGAGGCAAAUGAUAUCUUGAAUGACCAACAUAAAGUAAAGAGGAAGUGGGUUUGUGCAUUAUGUCCUAAUUUAGUGGUUCGCCAUCAGCUAAGUCGGAGAUCAACAAAAUUGGUAUCUGAAAUUGCUGAACUCUAUGGGAAAAAAGAGUUCAACACUUUUGCCCAUGCUACAACCCCACAAGAUGUACCCACUAAAGAUUACGAGGCCUUCGAAUCAAGGAUAGCUUUGGUAGUCAAAAUAAUGGAUGUACUGAGAAAUGGUUAUGAUAUAGACAUGAUAGGAGUGUACGGGUUUGGCGGUGUCGGAAAGACCACACUUGUUAAAGAAGUUGCCAGGCAAGCUAGUGGAGACAAAGCAUUAUUUGACGAUGUGGCUUUGAUCUUGGAUGUAAAACAAAAUCCAAGCAUCCAAGGAAUACAAAAGGGAAUUGCUGAGAAGUUGGGUCUUGACCUUCCUGAAAAUGAGACUAUUGAUGGACGAGCACGUCGUCUAUCUAGCAGGAUAAAAGACCAAAAGACUCUUGUGAUUUUAGAUGAUGUGUGGGAACGAAUUGAUUUGGAGAAAGUCGGAAUUUCUGGUGUGCCAGCUUGUAAAGUAUUGCUGACAUCAAGAUCUCGAGAUGUAUUAUCUGGUGAGAUGCAUACACAAAAAGAGUUCAACCUGGAUCUUUUAGGGGAAAAAGAAACUUGGAAACUGUUCGAGAAGAAGGCAGGUGAUGUUGUUAAAGAUCCUGUCAUAAGAAAUGUAGCAACCAAAGUAGCCAAAAGGUGUGGGGGUUUGCCUGUUUUGGUUGUCACAGUUGCAAGUGCCUUAAAAAAUAGAAGUACAUUAUCAGCAUGGAAAGAUGCGUUGAGACGUUUGAAGAGUUUUGACAAUGAGAAACUCAUAGAAAAGGCAUACUUGGCUCUAAAGUGAAGCUACAGUCAGUUGAAUAAUGAGCUUAGGCAGUUGUUUUUGCUCUGUGGAUCCUAUAGUCAUUCUCCAAAAACUAUCCAUAUCGAUUACAUGCUGAAAUAUGGCAUUGGUUUGGAUAUGUUUAAAAACGUCAAUACAUUGGGAGAAGCAUGGGAUGCAUUAAAUUCAUCGGUUGAGAAACUUAAGGAUUCAUGUCUACUGCUUAACCAUGAAGAUAGUGGGUGUGUCAAGAUGCAUGAUCUGGUGUACGAUGUUGCGACACGUAUUUCAUCGAGGGAUGAACAUGUUUUCAAAGUAAGUCGUGGUGAUGAGUUUAGGGAUUGGCCAAAUAAUAAGGAUUUCCAUGAGAAGUGCACUAUGAUCAACGUUUAUUACUCCAACAUCCCCAAGCUUCCUGAUAUUUUGAAGUGCACUGAACUUAAGUUGCUUGUUCUUAUAGCUACUUCUUCAGAUUACUCCUUAGAGAUCCCUGAUAACCUUUUUAAAGAAACGACAAAACUCGGAGUGUUGGAUUUAACUGGUUUAGAGAUCCCGUCACUACCAUCAUCUCUUCAGUUCUUAAAAAGUCUGAAGACAUUGUGUUUAGAUAGCUGCAUAUUGGGAAACAUUGCUCUGAUUGGCCAACUACAAAACUUAGAAAUGCUUAGCUUUCUAGAUUCGGAGCUCAAAGAGUUGCCCAAAGAAAUAGCUCAAUUGACACAUCUACGAUUGUUGGAUUUGACUGGUUGCUCUAAACUAGAACUGAUUUCACCAAAUGUUAUAUCAAAUCUGAAGAAACUAGAAGAGCUGAGGAUGGGAAUGAGCUUUAAUAAGUGGGAGGUUGAAGGUGUCAACAACACCGAGAACAAGAACGCAAGCCUAUCAGAGCUCACACAUCUGUCUGAGCUAAGCGUCUUGCAUAUACAUAUCUUAGAUGCCAAGAUUCUUCCAACGAAUUUGUUCUCCGAUGCAUUGGAAAGGUUCCAAAUAUAUAUUGGUGCUGAAUGGGUCUGGGAUGGUGCAGAAGCAAACCUGAACACCCUGAAAAUCAAGCUCACUACCAGCAGUGAUUUGUACCAAUCUGGUGUAAAUAUGUUGUUGAAGAGAACUGACGAGCUACACUUAAAUGGGACGGAUGCUAAUAAUAAUAGUGCCAAUCAGUUAGAUGGUGAAGCGUUUCAACAAUUGAAACAUCUCCACGUCCACAAUGCUGAGUUCAGACGUAUCAUGACUGGGAAGAGUAUUUCUCCGAACUUGAAAAGGUUGGUGGUGAGUGGCCUUGAUAGUACGAGAUUCUUAUUAUCCACUUCCGUAGCUAGAAGUCUUGUACAACUCAUACACCUUGAGAUAUCUGAAUGUGCAAAAAUGGAAGGGAUAGUUUCGACCAACGAAUCUGAUGAAAAGCAUAUGAAGGACAUGUUUUGUAAGCUACAACAUCUGAAGCUAACAACUCUUCCAAUCCUCAUGAGUUUCUGCUCUAGAAGUUAUUCUGGAUUCCCAUCUUUGGAGAUUUUGCAACUCGAGAAUGACAAAGAAAUUGAAGAAAGGGAAGCAAGAGAAAACCGUGGGAAUGCUUUGUUUGACGAAAAGGUAGUAUUCCCAAGUUUGAAGAAAUUGUCCGUUAAGAGGUUGGCAAAGUUAAUAACAAUAUGGCACAACCAACUUUCUCUAGAGAGUUUCAAAAAUCUAGAGAGACUAAAAAUUCGUUAUUGUCAGAAUUUGAAAAGUGUUUUUCCAACCUCAAUGGUCAGAAGUCUACAACAGUUAAUGAAGUUGGAAGUGUACAACUGCGACGAAGUGGAGGAAAUUGUUGCAAAUGAAGAUGGAGUACAAACAAUACAGGAGUUUGUCUUCUCAAAAGUAAACUAUGUCUAUUUUCGGGAUUUGCCCCAUCUUAGUUGUUUCUAUCCUGGAAUGCAUGCAUCUUGGUGGCCGUCACUUGAAGUUUUGACUAUAGAAAGUUGUGGUAAAGUUGCAUUUUUGGCCCAAGAGUAUGCAAGCUUUAAGAGAACCUGUGAAUUGAUGAAUCCUACUCCGAACCAAGCUCUCUUUCUAAUUUGGAAGGAUUCAUUCCCCAACUUGAAAACAUUGUACAUAAUCGGCAUGGAGAUUUGGGAUGGUCCUUUCCAUGCAGAGUUCUUUAACAAACUGGAAGAGUUGGAUGUCAGGAAUCAACCCUCCAAGUCAGCUGCUAUAGGGGGUGAAAUAGAAUCUGCUCCUUCCAAUGAAAUAUCUCUCUAUCAAAAAAGCAGUAGGAGUGGGGAUAUAAACGCAGGUGGGGCCCUCCCUCACUUAAGUGAGUUGCGGCUUUGGGGCAUGUCGAAGCUGACGCGUCUAGGGGAAGAUAGUUUCCAAACAGCAGGUCAAGAUUUGCCAAACCUGACAGAAAUAUGGAUACACAAUUGUGGCUGCUUAAGGAAUCUAAGAUCAUCAGCAAUAUCCUUCAAGAAUCUUAGACAAUUGCGGUUAUAUGGUUGUCCGGAAAUGGAAUACUUGGUUACUUACUCCACGGCUAAAAGUCUCACGCAACUCACACACCUGUCAGUUGGGAAUUGUGAAAGACUGGUAGAAAUUGUGGGAAGCACAGCAGACGACCAAGGUUCAGGAAAUGAGAUUGUAUUCAGUCGAUUGGAGUAUCUGAAACUUUCUAAACUACCAAAAUUGCAAGGCUUUUGCUCUAUAGAGUCCACUGUCAAAUUCUCAUCUUUGAAAUCCUUUUACAUAAGCAAACGCCUCAAACUCAAGAUUUUUGGUAAUGAUGAAACGCUACAAGUCACAUGUGAAUACAAUGACACAGACGUUGAUGCUGAUGAGGGUGAAAAGGUGACAGAGGAAAAUGUUGACAUAAAUGCUAUUGAUGUUGGUGAACAAAUUGAUGAAACUACAACUAUUAAAAACGAAAAAGAUGACAAAAAUUAUGAUGAAUCGGUGACAAAAGAGAAUGCUGAUUAUAUCAGAAAAGGAGAAAAGGAAAAAGUCGACAUAGAUACCAGCGAUCGUGGAGGAAAUGGUGAAACUACAAAUGUCACUAUAGAUGCAAAUUUUGAUGGAGCGGAACAUGUUCAGCCCCUUGAGACCACCACUGCGUCGACUGAUCAAGGAGCCAUAACACCAGUUGAAGUAAAUCUAGCCAUCGUACCAGUAGGCGAAGUCACAACUCCUGUGAUCCCAGUCACAUCCAUAGAGCCUCCUCCUGUCAACGAAGUACCUUAUACUGAAGAAGCUAAGGAACAAGCGUUCUUAACCCCGAAACUGGAUGAAACAAGGCUUAAUGUUCAUCAGACUCCCAAUGCACCAGAGCAGCAUGCUAAGGAACAAAGUGGUCCCUUUGAGCAUUCAGCAGCUGCAAAAGAGACUCCAACGCUUAUCACUCCUGCCCCGCCCUCGUCAAGUUCUCUGAAGUCAUCUGAAGCAAAAGGAUCCUUGAGAGAGAAACUUCAAGUUCUGUCUGCCAAGAAGGCUGCUAGCACUUCCGGCCUACCUGACGAGGCGAAGACCAAACUCAAAGCUGUUAUCGCUACUGCUGACUUGAAAGACCCCCAGACACGACAACAGCUCUUGGCAGUGCUGCCUACUCUCCAACUCUCUACUACCAAGUGGAUUGCUGAUCUCGCUGUUCAAGAGAUAUCGAAGUUGCCACUGGUUCUGGACAAGGAGAUUUCAUUAUGCCAAGAAUUGGCUGCUCUUAAAGCUCAGGGCUCCGAGCUUGAUGAAAGAAGUCACAUUCUCCUCUCUGAAGGUUCCUUGGCUGAAGAAAGCAUCCACAAGGUUGAGGAGCAGAAGGUGGAGCUGUUUGCUCUCGAAGAGAAAAUCAAGAAGCUUGAGGCGGAAGCCACUUCACUCCGGGAUGAGAUCGCCACUGGCGAAAAGAGGUACUCUGGGUUUGAAGCGUCCUUGGAUCAGCUAUUUGAGGAACAACAGCUCAACCAACGCUCUGUGGAUUCAACAAGCCAGGAGUUGCUUAGGACUCGAGCUGUGAGUGAUAGCUUAUGUACUGCCAUCUUUACUCACCUCCGCCAGCUAUUGUAG